GCCAUGGAAGAAUUCGAUUCAAUAUCAGAGGGAUGCUUUUUGGUGAUGCCCAAGUCUGCUCGUGGCAGGCCGUCCUUGAAAAAGCGAAAGCGUUCAUACAAAGCCAUUAACGCCACGAAUUCACGAAGCUCGAAAAUGAAACUUGGAGAUGCUGGAUUUCAACGGCUUUUUGACGGUGACGAACCGGAAGCUUCGAUGCAGCUUCGAUCCGAUAGUUACGACAAUAGCUGGCGACAGAUGAAAAAAGUACUAGACGACGUACUGAUUGAAACAAAUCAAUCCACGUUCGAUCAAAUUGAAGAGUUUGUUACCAAUGCCCAUAUACCCACAUACGCUUCAACAGGAACUAUGUCCUUGCCAUUCCAUGAAAUCCCUACCGCAUUGGUAUUCGCUGGUAUCAAUACGCCUGACCACGACAACCUUUUCACACAAAUUGCUUCUCGCCUCAUCGGUUCAUCUGCACAAUCCGACAUGAGCACUCCAAACUACGUUGCAUUGUUGCAAUCGAGAGAUUGCUCUAACCUUCGUAUCACUAUGCGAAACAUGAUAGAACAGUUCUUAGCUGCUGAUGUAGAUUAUGACCACAGCGAUGAGGAUGUUGAGGAGGAGGAAAACGAAGAUGCAAUGGAACUAGGAGAGGAUGCAGAUGGAUCAAAAAAGCCAGCAAAUGACCAAUUCAAUUUGAGCACUAUGAGAGGAAGAAAAAGCCGCUUGCCAAACUACGACAUGCAAAUUCUUGACGGCUGGUACCGCCAUGUUGUAGAAAAGCAAUCCAACUCAUUCUCUCUACCUAAUCUGGUGGUUAUGAUACAAGAUUUUGAGAGUUUUGAUCCCACAAUCUUAGAGGAUUUGUUUGAGAUAUGCAGUGAAUAUCGCUCUCGACUACCUAUUGUCCUUUUAAUUGGUAUUGCAACUUCAUCCAACGCGUUACAUCAAUCAUUAAGUAAAUCAGCACUUAGUCUGCUACGAACUGAAAAGUUCUGGUUGCAACAAAGCGAUGUAUGGUUCAACAAAGUCAUCGACGAGCUGUUCAUUAAGCCAACACAAAGCAUUAAGCUGGGACCUCGUCCAUACAAAUUUCUGUUGGAUCACUUUUACUUGUUCGACUUCUCCAUUGGUUCCGUCAUGGCUAGUUUGCAGUUCACUCUCAUGCACCAUUACUACGCAAAUCCUCUUUCGAUUCUCUCGCCCAUGAAUGACACGCCGGUUAGCAAAGAAAUGCUGGUCAAAAUGCAGGAGGAUGGCCUUCUGACGGCUGACCACGCAACGCAUAUCAGAAUGCUAAGAUCUUUCCGCACUCAUAUUGACGAUAUAUGCGAAAAGGAUCCAAAUGAGGCUCUAAGGCUUUUGGAUGAUGAUAACUAUCUUAUGACUGAGGCGGUACCACGAUUUCUAGAAGACCUGAAUCGUCAUCAUAUGCUAUCCUAUGCCGUAUUCGAAAUCAUGACUACCAUUCAAGCAUGUUUCCCGACAUUUGCUGGUUUGAGACGGUCCAAGCGUAUGCUCUAUCUUGAACUGCUAGAGAAUGAAGACGGCUUAGCUAACAGUGAGAUUGUUCGAUGGCUCGUCAGUCUCGUCCGAAAGAUGGAUUUGGAGGCGCUGACAGGGUUACUCAAGUCCCUCUCUGAACUACUAUUGGAUGAUAAUGAGAGUGAUUCCUCAUUAUGGUCGGAAGGCGUAAGUGACGAACUAGACUACAAAAAGAAAGUGGUGGGCUGGAUGGAACGUCUCGGUAUGGAAGAAGUCGAUGACGACCAAGAAGAGGAAUCGCUAGGUGAUGAAGUCAAGAAAACCAAGGAGGAAAAGCUACCUGAUUUAGACCUGGGACGGCAGACUAAAACUGCCAAACGAGUCAAAAUGUACAUAAUCAAAAAGAAAGGUGGUGAACCGGUCAAGGUAUCUAAUGAAAUAGCGGACUGGAUUCAGUUGAUCUUCAGUCGAUACCUUGGGUCCUUUGUUGCUUGGCCAUUACAUGAGCUGGUUUAUUACAGUAACAUCAAGCUUCAUGAGAAGUCAUUUACUCCACAACCACGGGCGUCCAUUCAGACCGCGCUAGGCCAGGCACAGCAUUAUAUCAACUGCUCGUGCUGCUCCUCCAAAGACGUGGGUAGUAUUCAACCUACUGAACAAGAUACCAGUAUAUUGUACAAAUUGUACCUCGAGUGCGGGCGAAUGAUAAAUCUGUACGACUGGUUUGUCGCUUUUGGUUGCGUCAUCGAACGGGAAAAAGGGAACAAGAAGGUAGACGAGAAUGAGGUACAGGCUAGAUUUAUUCGGUCAGUUGCCGAACUGCAAUUUUUAGGGUUCAUCAAGGCCACCCAGCGUAAAACAGACCAUGUCGUGCGAUUGACGUGGUCGCAUACCUGAUGUCAUACCUUUGCAAGCACCUGCAGAAAAUAAAAUAUGAUAAAAAAAAAAAACCAACC
This is a messenger RNA of Umbelopsis ramanniana AG, 2426 nucleotides long. RefSeq lists its product as uncharacterized. The record is from RefSeq and is a predicted model, not a curated record. The transcript is spliced from 11 exons. Gene Ontology annotation, biological process: DNA replication initiation; DNA replication. The coding region runs from base 4 to 2367 and encodes 787 amino acids. Gene Ontology annotation, cellular component: nuclear origin of replication recognition complex; nuclear pre-replicative complex; DNA replication preinitiation complex. Gene Ontology annotation, molecular function: DNA replication origin binding. Lineage: Eukaryota; Fungi; Mucoromycota; Umbelopsidomycetes; Umbelopsidales; Umbelopsidaceae.